ACCACUUUCUUCCCGCCCACCCCUCUAUCUCUCUCCUCUGUACGCAGUAGAGAUCAGAGAGAGAUGGCCACAUUUUUUGUGGGUUGUGGUAAUGUUGGCUAUGGCUUCACCAUUGGAGGCUGGUCGCAGCCUCGAAGCGGAAUGUCGAGAAAACUCCCACCGGGUGGUCGGACUCCCAGGGCAGCCGCCGGUAGAAUUCCCGCACUACGCCGGGUACGUGAGGGUGAGAAGAGAAGACGAGAAGGCCCUCUUCUACUGGUUCUUUGAGGCCGAGGAAGGAGCCGAGAAGAAGCCUCUCGUUCUAUGGCUCAAUGGAGGACCCGGUUGCUCGUCAGUGGCUUAUGGAGCUGCCCAAGAGCUAGGCCCCUUCUUGAUACGAAGCAACAGUCCCAACCUCACCCUCAAUGCCUACUCCUGGAACAAGGUUGCUAACGUUUUGUUCCUUGAGGCUCCUAUUGGAGUGGGCUUCUCCUACACUAAUAGAUCAUCCGAUCUCGGGGAGCUUGGUGAUCGAGUAACGGCAGAGGAUUCAUACUCUUUUCUCCUAAACUGGUUCCAAAUGUUUCCUGAUCUAAAGUCACACGAUUUCUAUAUUGCUGGAGAGAGCUAUGCUGGGCACUUCGUCCCACAGCUUGCAGAGCUCAUCUAUGAAGGAAACAAAAGAGCGAGCAAACAUUCCCAUAUAAAUUUCAAAGGUCUUAUGAUAGGGAAUGCAGUGCUGAAUGAUGAAACUGACCAACUGGGGAUGGUAGACUAUGCCUGGAGCCACGCUAUUAUAUCAGACGAGCUGCAUGCUGCUAUUCGAAGGGAGUGUGACCUCUUCAAGGAGGAAGAGGAAGGCGGGCAGCUUAGCAAUGCCUGCGCACCGGCUGUCGAUGCACUCUUCCAAUCCUACGCUGUUAUCGACAUCUACAACAUCUACACUCCAGUGUGCUUAUCUUCCCUCUCCAAACCUUCUCGCCUGACAAAACUUGUCGCCGCCCCUCAUCUCUUCUCCGUGCACGAGGCUUGGCAUGGGAUGAGGAGGCUGCCGGCAGGGUUUGAUCCAUGCACUGGUGAGUACAUAGAGAGAUACUUUAACCGGGAGGACGUCCAGAAGGCGCUCCAUGCCAAUAUCACCCAUCUCUCCUACCCAUACUCUGGUUGCAGCGGAGUCAUACCGAAGUGGAACGACUCACCACCUACCGUGCUCCCCAUCCUCAAGAAGUUCAUGAAUGCAGGCCUUCGAGUCUGGGUAUACAGCGGGGACACCGAUGGGAGGAUUCCAGUGAUGUCGACGAGGUACAGCAUCAAUGUGAUGGGGCUCCAUGCAAAGAAAGAGAAGGGGAAGACAUGGGGUGGAUGGCAGCCUUGGUACCACAAGGAGCAGGUUGCCGGGUGGAUGGUGGAGUAUGAAGAGGGGCUGACGCUGGUUACGGUAAGGGGGGCGGGGCAUGAGGUCCCCCUAUUCGCCCCAGACCGUUCCCUCACCCUCCUCUCCCAUUUCCUCAGGGGCCAACCCCUGCCUUCCUCCCGUAUUCCCUAGCUAUAGUUAGCAGAAGCACCGAGAAGCGUGUCUAUCUAACUCUAUUUCUCCUCAUCCUUAGGCCAUCUCUUCCUAUCAAGUCUUCUUAGAAUUCAAAUUUAUAUUUAAUAAAUGAUAUUCUUUCAAUAAAGAAGGGCAAGGCAGCAAAGUCCUUUUUA
Elaeis guineensis (African oil palm) is the source of this 1683-nucleotide messenger RNA. RefSeq names its product serine carboxypeptidase-like 35. Gene Ontology annotation, molecular function: serine-type carboxypeptidase activity. Lineage: Eukaryota; Viridiplantae; Streptophyta; Magnoliopsida; Arecales; Arecaceae. Gene Ontology annotation, cellular component: vacuole. Gene Ontology annotation, biological process: proteolysis. The record is from RefSeq and is a predicted model, not a curated record.